ACCCCCUCCUCAUCCUCCUUCACCGCCCUUCUCCUCGUCCGCAUCCCAAUCCCUAUUCCUAUUCCUAUUCCUAUUCCUCCCACUCCCUACCGCCUCCGAUUGACGAUAAUGGCAGGUAGCGGCGUGGUCACCGUCUACGGCAACGGCGCUGCCCUGGCGGAGUCCAAGAAGUCUACCUUCUCCGUCAAGGUCGGUCUCGCCCAGAUGCUCCGUGGCGGUGUCAUCAUGGACGUCGUCACUCCCGAGCAAGCCCGCAUCGCUGAGGAGGCCGGCGCUUGUGCUGUCAUGGCCUUAGAGCGCGUCCCCGCCGACAUCCGCGCGCAGGGUGGCGUCGCUCGCAUGUCCGACCCUGGUCUUAUCAAGGAAAUCAAGCGCGCCGUCACCAUCCCCGUCAUGGCCAAGGCCCGCAUCGGCCACUUUGUUGAGGCGCAGAUCCUUGAGGCCAUAGGCAUCGACUACGUUGACGAGUCCGAGGUCCUCACUCCCGCCGAUGAAGAGAACCACAUCAACAAGCACAACUUCCGGAUUCCUUUCGUCUGCGGCUGCCGCAACCUCGGCGAGGCUCUUCGCCGUAUCCGUGAGGGCGCCGCCAUGAUCCGCACCAAGGGCGAGGCCGGCACCGGCAACGUCAUCGAGGCCGUCCGCCACGUCCGCUCUGUUAUGGGCGAUAUCCGCGUCCUUCGUAACAUGGAUGACGACGAGGUCUUCUCUUUUGCCAAGAAGAUCGCCGCUCCCUACGAUCUCGUCAUGCAGACCAAGCAGCUGGGUAGGCUUCCCGUCGUCCAGUUCGCUGCCGGUGGCGUCGCCACCCCCGCCGACGCUGCCCUCAUGAUGCAGCUUGGAUGCGAUGGCGUCUUCGUCGGCUCCGGCAUCUUCAAGAGCGGCGACCCGGCUCGCCGCGCUCGCGCCAUCGUCCAAGCCGUGACCCACUACAGCGAUCCGGAGAUCCUUGCUGAUGUGAGCUGCGGGCUGGGUGAGGCCAUGGUUGGUAUCAACCUCAACGAUGCCAAGGUCGAGAGGUUCGCGAAUCGAUCUGAAUAGCCCUGGCGUGGAUCAUCGGUGCGUCGCCCCUCAUUCCUCCUCUUCAAUCAAGCCUUAUAGAAAUUUUAUCACUUGCUUGAUGGUUAAUUUUGCUCUAUGGUUAGCAGCUCAUACCUUUUGACUGUUAUUAUGCUUAAGUUAUUAAAUCUUAUUCUCUUGUUCUGCAUUAUGAAGUGGUGGAUUGAUUCCAUUAUGUCUUUUAGAUGUGGUGCCUCCACUUCCUUUGUUUUGGCUGUCAUAAAUAGGAGAUGUUUUGUUGCUUUUUCUUCAGUCUAAUUGUCGAAUAAGCUGAUCACAUUGUGAUCAUGGUUUUAGCUAUCACCUAUAUCAAUGUCUGUCACUCUUGAAUUAUUUAUUAUAAGAUUAAAGUUCUUUAGUUAA
Messenger RNA from Dioscorea cayenensis subsp. rotundata (Guinea yam), 1422 nucleotides. RefSeq names its product probable pyridoxal 5'-phosphate synthase subunit PDX1. Gene Ontology annotation, molecular function: amine-lyase activity. The record is from RefSeq and is a predicted model, not a curated record. NCBI's taxonomy places the organism in Eukaryota, Viridiplantae, Streptophyta, Magnoliopsida, Dioscoreales, Dioscoreaceae. The coding region runs from base 109 to 1041 and encodes 310 amino acids. The transcript has a single exon. Gene Ontology annotation, biological process: pyridoxal 5'-phosphate biosynthetic process; pyridoxine biosynthetic process; amino acid metabolic process.